CUCCAGGGCGCCCCGACCGGGAUGGCGGCGGUUUUGGAGUCGCUGCUGCGAGAGGAGGUGUCGGUCGAAGCAGCGGUACGGUGGAUCGCGCGCAGCACUCAGAGUUCGGAGGAUGACCCUGGGGAGGCAGCCGCUCUGAGCUCACUCCGGCCACUACGGAAAGAAUUCGUCCCGUUCCUGCUGAACUUCCUGAGAGAGCAGAGCAGCCGCGUCCUCCCACAGGGCCCCCCAACCCCCGCCAAGGCCCCGGGCGCCUCGGCAGCCUUGCCAGGGAGGCCAGGAGGCCCUUCGCGGGGCAGCCGUGGGGCGCGCAGCCAGCUCUUCCCUCCCACCGAACCCCCGAGCACCGCUGCCGAGGCCCCUCCAGGCCGCCGCGGGGGCAGGAGGCGGUGCCCCGGACCGGCCCGGGAGCGAGGAGGCCGCGGCCCGGGAGCAGCCGAGGAGGGGGUCAGCGGGGAGAGCCCGCCCUGGGCCGGGGGCCGGAGGCUUAGGAGCUCCGGCAACCCCAGCAGUCCCAGCCUGGCGCUCUCUGAUCCACCAAACCUCAGCAACCUGGAGGAGUUCCCUCCCGUAGGCUCGAUUCCCCCCGGCCCUACAGGCAGGACGAAGCCUUCACGCAGGAUCAACCCAACUCCGGUGAGCGAAGAGCGGUCACUCUCCAAGCCCAAGACCUGCUUCACCUCACCCCCAAUCAGCUGUGUCCCCAGUUCCCAACCCUCAGCCCUGGACACUAGCCCUUGGGGCCCAGGCCUUCCCCCAGGGUGCAGAAGUCUGCAAGAAGAGCGGGAGAUGCUCAGGAAGGAGCGCUCUAAGCAGCUGCAGCGGUCACCUGUCCCCACCUGUCCCACCCCAGAAUCGGGAUCACCAAUCCCUACCCGGACAGGAAACCUCACAGAUGAACCUGCUGACCCUGCCAGAGUGUCUUGCCGGCAGCGCCUGGAACUGGUGGCCCUUGUCUACUCCUCAUGCAUUGCUGAGAACCUGGUUCCAAACCUCUUCUUGGAGCUUUUCUUCGUCCUUCAGCUCCUUACUGUCCGGAGGAUGGUCACUGCCAAGAACAACAACCUUGAACCGAGUCCAGAUGCCCUAGACUUUGUGGAAAACCCACUGUUCCAGAGCAUCCACGAUUGCGUCUUCUUUGCAGUGCGGGUUUUGGAACGUCAGUUUCAGGUCCUUUCCCACCUAGACAAAGGGACCUUGAAGCUGCUUGCUGAGAAUGAGCGGCUGCUGUGCUUCUCACCAGCUCUGCAAGGCCACCUUCGAGCUGCCUAUGAAGGCAGUGUUGCCAAGGUCUCUCUGGCGAUGCCACCCUCUGCUCAAGCUGUCUCCUUUCAGCCAGAGACGGACAAUCGUGCCAACUUCUCCAGUGACCGAGCCUUUCAUACUUUUAAAAAACAGAGGGAUGUGUUUUAUGAGGUGCUUCGAGAAUGGGAAGAUCGCCAUGAGGAGCCUGGCUGGGACUUUGAGAAGGGCUUGGGCAGCAGAAUCAGAGCCAUGAUGGGCCAACUCUCCGCAGCCUGCAGCCACAGCCACUUUGUUCGGCUUUUCCAAAAACAACUUCUUCAGAUGUGUCAGCACCCUGAUGGUGUUGGGGGUCCUGUCUUGGGUGAAACUCCAGAUGUGCUGAGCAUGCUAGGAGCUGACAAGCUGGGACGGUUGCGGCGCUUACAGGAACGGCUUGUGGCCCCUCAGAGCAGUGGGGGACCCUGCCCGCCCCCCACCUUCCCAGGCUGUCAAGGCUUCUUUAAGGACUUCAUCCUUAGUGCCAGCAGCUUCCAGUUUAACCAGCAUCUCAUGGAUAGUCUGAGCUUGAAGAUCCGGGAGCUCAACAGCCUGGCCCUGCCUCAGCAUGAGCCCAGUGAUGAUGGGGAGUCCGAUGUGGACUGGCAGGGUGAACGGAGGCAAUUUGCUGUGGUGCUGCUUAGCCUGAGGCUUUUGGCUAAAUUCCUGGGCUUUGUGGCUUUCCUGCCUUACCGGGGGCCUGAACCACCCCCGACUGGUGAGCUUCAGGACUCCAUUCUGGCCCUCAGGAGCCAGGUCCCUCCAGUCCUGGAUGUGCACACUCUGCUGCAGCAGGGGCUGUGGGCCCGCCGAGCGGUGCUCACUGUGCCCUGGGUGGUGGAGUUCCUUUCCUUUGCUGACCAUGUUGUGCCCUUGCUGGACUAUUACCGGAGCAUCUUUACUCUGCUGCUGCACCUACAUCGGCGCUUGGUCUUAUCGCAGGAGAAUGAAGGGGAGAUGUGUUUCCUGAAUAAGCUGCUGCUCCUUGCUGUCCUGGGCUGGCUUUUCCAGAUUCCCGUAGUCCCUGAGGACCUGUUCUUUCUGGAAGAGCAUCAGCUGGAUGCCUUUGAAGCAGACACCGUAGCCUCAGAGCAUGGCUUGGACAGUGUGCCUGUGGUGGACCAGCAGCUGCUCUACACCUGCUGUCCCUACAUCGGAGAGCUCCGGAAACUGCUUGCUUCGUGGGUAUCUGGCAGCAGUGGCCGGAGCGGGGGCUUCGUGAGGAAAAUCACCCCUACAACCACCACCGGCCUGGGAGCCCAGCCUCCCCAGCCUCCCCAGGGACUGCAGGCACAGCUGGCCCAGGCCUUCUUCCACAACCAACCACCCUCCCUGCGCAGGACUGUGGAGUUUGUGGCAGAGAGGAUUGGAUCGAACUGUGUCAAACAUAUCAAGGCCACACUGGUGGCAGAUCUGGUGCGCCAGGCAGAGUUACUUCUCCAGGAGCAGCUGGUGACGCAGGGACAGGAUGGGGGUGAUCCAGCUCAGCUGUUGGAGAUCUUGUGUUCCCAGCUGUGCCCCCAUGGGACCCAGGCAUUGACCCAGGGACGGGAGUUCUGCCAAAGGAAGAGCCCUGGGGCUGUGCGUGCCCUACUUCCAGAGGAGACGCCAGCAGCUGUUCUAAGCAGUGCAGAGAACAUUGCCGUGGGGCUUGCCACGGAGAAAGCCUGUGCUUGGUUGUCAGCUAACAUCACAGCGCUGAUUAGGAGGGAGGUGAAGGCAGCAGUGAGUCGCACACUCCGAACCCAGGGUCCUGAGCCUGCUGCCUGGGGGGAGCGGAGGGGCUGCUCCCGCGCCUGUGAGCACCACGCUCCCCUCCCCUCCCACCUCAUCUCCGAGAUCAAAGACGUGCUCUCCCUGGCUGUGGGGCCUCGGGACCCUGAGGAGGGAGUGACCCCAGAGCACCUGGAGCAGCUCUUAGGCCAAUUGGGUCAGACGUUGCGGUGCCGCCAGUUUCUGUGCCCACCUGCUGAGCAGCAUCUGGCAAAAUGCUCUGUGGAGUUAGCAUCCCUCCUUGUUGCAGACCAAAUUCCUAUCUUAGGGCCCCCAGCACACCAAAGGCUGGAGAGGGGGCAGACACGGAGGCUUCUGCACAUGCUGCUCGCCCUGUGGAAGGAUGACUUCCAGGGGCCGGUUCCACUCCAGCUGCUGCUGAGCCCAAGAAAUGUGGGGCUUCUGGCAGACACACGGCCGAGAGAGUGGGAUCUAUUGCUGUUCCUGCUCCGGGAGCUGGUCGAGAAGGGUCUGAUGGGACAGACGGAAAUCGAGGCCUGCCUGGGCAGCCUCCAUGAGGCCCAGUGGCCAGGGGACUUCUCUGAAGAAUUAGCAACCCUAUUUAACCUGUUUUUGGCAGAGCCCCACCUGCCAGAACCCCAGUUGCGAGUUUGUGAACUGGUGCAGCCAAACCGGGGGGCGGUGCUGGCCCAGAGCUAGGACUGGAAAGGGGCCCUGCCUUGAGUGUCUCACCAGAGCUCUGGAACCCUGCCUGGGCCUCAGCAGGAGGCCCGAGAGCCUAGCGCCACCCCUGGUGCCCAGUGCUGGCCGUCACUGGUGUGAGAGUAGCAGGGUCUAGAACCAGAACUCCUGCUCAGAGGUGAAGCAAACGUGGGGCUGCUUGGCGUCCCACUGACUGCAGGCUUCCUGCCCAAAUCCUCAAGGAAGGAGCAUUCACCUGACCUGAUUCAGGAUUAUGGUGGAAAAGCCUAGAGACUCCAGUUCUGGAGAAGAGUUGGCGUUCAUCACUCAGAUACUAAAUGAGUGGGCUUGUGGACAAAGGAGUCGAGCCUCACUUGCUGCUGUCCCAGCAGCUCUUAAGACUGUGGUCUGGGAAAUCAUGACAGAGGUAUAUGACUUCUGCUUAACACGUGAGGAAAGUUAAAGCACGAAGCUUGGGAGUUGCAUUUUUUAACCACCAGGAGCUGAACUGCCAUCUCCUUAAAAAUGCACAACAGAUAAGGUAGGACUCACCCAACUAAAACCUGGCUUUACCCCUGUACCCUCAGCUGCUGUGCAGGUAGAAACUCUUUAGGCCUCUAAUUCUGUCCAAGGACCAAGAACAAGGCAGAAUAUUAGAGCAUUGAAAAUAAACUGUUUCCUUUAA
Messenger RNA from Otolemur garnettii (small-eared galago), 4381 nucleotides. RefSeq names its product codanin 1 (gene CDAN1). The record is from RefSeq and is a predicted model, not a curated record. The transcript is spliced from 28 exons. Gene Ontology annotation, biological process: chromatin organization. Lineage: Eukaryota; Metazoa; Chordata; Mammalia; Primates; Galagidae. Gene Ontology annotation, cellular component: nucleus. Bases 22 to 3714 code for a protein of 1230 amino acids.